AAGCGCGGCGCGUAGCCAGUGCGUCGCGCAAGACGCUCUAAGGAUCAUCGUAUACGCGCAAUUGCAAGCAUCCAUCCAGCCAUGCACUGCUUCGCCAUCCCUGUUACGGAGCAGGAGCACAACCAGUUCUCCCAGCUGGAGGUCGCGCGCGCGGCGACGCAGACGUACACCGUCGUAGCCGUGGAACACGCGACGGAAGGACAGCCGCUCGAUGUCGCGCAACUAGAACAUCUGCAGUCGUUCGCCUCGAGCGCCGCGGGCUGGAUGCCGCCGUCUGAUCCCGCCGAACCCAUCAAGGCCGUGCUCUUCCACGGCGCGACGUGGGACGACUCCGCGUGCCUCCAGCGCGUCCAAGCGCUCGUCGCCGGGCGCACGGACUUGGUCGUCGUCACUCAAACGUUCUCGCGCGAGUUCAUGCUGAACCGGUGCGAGGCGCGAACCGGCUACCGCGCCAAGGGCGCGUGGUGGUCGUGCGAGACGCCCCACGACGAGGCCAUGCUGGCGGCGCAGACGGGCCGCUGCGACUGGAAGGGGCCGAUCGUCUUCUACGUCGACUACAUCAACUCGCAAAUGGUGCCCGAGGAGGGUCCGAAGCGCGGCGUGCGCGCCUACGCCCUGGCGACGCAGGCCGAGCUCGCGAAGCCGGGCCGCCGGUCGGCCGAGGGCGUCGAGCGCGUCAUGAGAUCGUCGCUCGGGCUGUUGCACCUCGUCGGCAUCAUGGCGGGCGACGGGCGGCUCUUCGCCGGCGAGCCGCUCGAGGACAUCGACGUGACGUUGGUGUCCCGUGCCGUCGAUUGCACACUGCGCGAGGACCCCUGGUCGCUCAUGGGUCGGUUGACGUUUGCUAUUAUUUUGGUCGAGCUGGACCCCGUCGCGCUGAUGUUCGGCCACAAGAUCGUCGUCGAUUUUGAAGUCGUCCAGCGGCCGCCGCUCGAUGAGGCGCCGCUGCAGUGUCCGAUCAUCAUUUCCGUUUUUUUUUGGUUGAACGUUGUAUUUGACAUAGGACAAAACGAACAUUGGCCUGCCGACGAGCAUGCCUUCGACGCUCGUCGACGUCCAGUCGGUCUUGCUGCGUAGAAUCCAACCCACCACCACGCCAUCGACGCGACGACGGCGGCGUUUCCCACGUCCAAAAAAGUAGCCAAAACGACCGCAUUCUCGCAGAGAUAGAGAGAUGUGCGGGAUCGCGACGAAGCCGUCGUCUCUACGCAGGUUGAUGGUGAACCAGAGCUGCCCGCCGGGCGUCCUCGACGUGCCCCUCGACUUCGCCGUGGACGACCCGCGCGCGGUCGACGUGAACGCCUUCCCGGCCGUCCAGGGCUACAAAGACGCCCUCGAGCGCGACGAGGCCGAGCUGCUGCGCGAGAUCGCGGAGGCGCUCGCGGAAAGGAAGGAACGGGACGAGCUGCGCGCCGUCUGGCGGUCGGAGGCCGCCGAGAAGGGCUUGAUUACGUGCGGUUUUGUGGCGGUCAUCUGUGACCAAUCGGGCUACGGUGGCAUCUCGAGUAUAUGGGGCGGCGACGAAGCUCUAAGCGACGAGCAUCGCGAGGCGCUGGCGGACAAUCUCUCCAAAAUGGGAAUGUUCACCGUGUCGAGACUAGACGGCGACGUCUUCGAGAACGUCUUCGGCGGUACUUAUAGAAGCGAGUUUUUGCCGCCACACGUCAUCGGCAUUUUCCCGCACGGGACGAGCUUUCCCAGUAAAACGACUCUCAUUCGACCGACAGGGUCAUUAACAUGCCUCGCCAAAGGUGCCCGCUUGUUUAGUGAGUCGGGUGCAGUAGCUUUAGUGUUAGCUGCUGGAAUGGUGCCGACGCGCGUCCCGCGGGAGGACGGAGGCCUUUCUGCGGUGUCCGAGGCCGCGGAUGCGUUCAUGGCGACGAUCGGAGGCGUGGGCGACGGCCUCUGCCUGCUCGGCCACGAGGAUUAUCAUGACCCUUUUGUGAACGCGUUUGCUGCUUAUUUACCGAAUGUAGAGUGGAAGCACAAUAAUGACCCGUUGGUCAUUGUGAAUCCAGUUCACGAGAAAAGGAGCCGGGCCACGACUACGCGAGAGGCGACUGAAAUGAAGCAGCUUGAACCGUCACGUCUUUCGCUGGUGCAAAUGCGAAGCCUGGACGAUGUGGUCUUCACGGUGGAGAGCGUGAAAACGCCCGAGACGCAGCUGGUCUUGAUAAAAAAGUUUGAGACGUUCUUAAAAGAUGUGACGGCCGACCCUUCGACGAAGUUCCCUUUAGCUGGUUCGAGGGUCGACGCGCACGGCGCUCGCAAUGAGAUGAAAGUGGUCGCAGACUUCCUAAAGACCGGCAAGAGGGGCAACAAGAAGAAGAAGGCCGAGGACAUGCUCGACAAGCUCUACACGCUGCGGAAAUUGCCGCGGAAGUACUUCAUCGAGAAGGCCGCGGCCGAGGCGGCGGCGGCGGCGGCGUCGCCCUAGGCUGUUGUGUGCUAAGUAGUUCAACUAGUAUUACGACUGGGGUUCGACAGGGUGGUUUCGAUUCGAAUUUUGACGUCCACAGGACA
Molecule: messenger RNA, 2523 nt
Organism: Pelagomonas calceolata
Lineage: Eukaryota; Pelagophyceae; Pelagomonadales; Pelagomonadaceae
Source: the annotation of a GenBank genome assembly